CUGGCGGCGGCGCGCGGCCGCGUCCCCGUGGCCGUGAAUGAGCGCGGGGGGCGGGAGCGGAGCGGAGCGGGGAGCGGGGAGCGGGCGGGCCGCGCUCCCACCGCGCUCCCACCGCGCCCCACCGCGCCCCACCGCGCCGCGCCGCUCCGCCGCGCCCCACAAAAGUGCGGGGUUGCCGCGGUCGGGCCCAGCCCAGCCGCUUCCCGGGCCGGAGGGGGCGCGGAGCAGCCGCCGUGCCGAGCCGUGCUGUGCUGAGCCGUGCCGAGCCGAGCCGAGCCGCUGCGGGGGGCGCUGAGCCGCUGCGGGGGGCGCUGCGCCGCGCCGUGCCGGGCUGGGUUUUUUAUUUCCAAUUUUUGAUCGCAGCUGCAUUUCCCUCCCCCCGCCCCCCCGCGCCGAGGAGGAGCCCCGGCUUUAUGUGGUGCUGCCCGGAGAGCGCUCGGCGGCCGUGAAGUUCUUUGUGUCGCCGUCGCCUUUUUUUUUUUUCUUUUCUUUUUUUUCUUUUCUUUUUAAAUGUAUAACUUAAUGGGUCUGAACAGCACGGCCGUAGCUAUUCAGCCCAAUGUGUCCUGCACAUGCAACUGCAAAAGGUCUUUGUUCCAGAGCAUGGAGAUCAGCACUGAAUGUUUAGGUCGCACCUUUCCAGGUAAACUGGCGGAGUUGGAGUUUGUACAGAUAAUCAUAAUCGUGGUGGUGAUGAUGGUGAUGGUGGUGGUGAUCACGUGUCUGCUGAACCACUACAAACUCUCUGCGCGAUCCUUCAUCAGCCGGCACAGCCAGGGGAGGCGGAGAGACGAGAACCUCUCAUCAGAGGGAAGCCUGUGGCCUUCAGAAAGCACCGUGUCGGGGAAUGGAAUAACAGAGCAGCAAAUCUACACCCCGAGACCCAGCGACCGCCUGGCGGUGCCAUCCUUUCUGCAGAGGGACCGCUUUAACAGAUUCCAGCCAACCUACCCCUACAUGCAGCACGAGAUCGACCUGCCGCCCACCAUCUCGCUCUCGGACGGCGAGGAGCCCCCCCCGUACCAGGGACCCUGCACGCUGCAGCUGCGGGACCCCGAGCAGCAAAUGGAGCUCAACAGAGAGUCGGUCCGGGCCCCCCCCAACAGAACCAUCUUCGACAGUGACUUGAUAGAUAACUCCGUGUACGGGGGGCCGUGCCCCCCCAGCAGUAACUCUGGCAUCAGCGCGACCUGCUAUGGGAGCAAUGGUAGGAUGGAGGGACCACCGCCCACGUACAGCGAGGUGAUAGGGCACUACCCCGGGUCGACGUUUUACCAGCACCAGCAGAACAACGGGAUGCCCUCCAUCUUGGAGGGCAGCAGACUCCAUCAUUCACAAAUCAAUGGCCUUGAGAGCACAACCGCGUGGAACAAAGAGAAAGAGAAACAAAAAGGGCACCCCUUUUAAAAAAAAAAAAAAAAAAAAAAAAAAAAAGAAAAGGAAAAAAAGAGAAAAAAGCAAGAAAGUAAAUGAAACACUCUGCACUUGUCAUUAAAAGAAAAAGGGGAGAGAGAGAGAGAGAGUUGAGGAAGAUGAGCAAAGAAAAAAAAAAAAGCCCUUCCCCAUCUCUCCAUGUAUAAAUAUUUACUUGUUAUGUCUGGUCUGAAUGCACAAGCCUACCAAGCUUGCAAAAACAUUUCUUUAUUGAGCUGUGUCUAGACGUUUAAAAAGGAAAAAAAAAAAUCAACUGUAGUCUUUUUUUUUUUUUUGGUUUCUAGUUGAGCUGUGUGUGAAUGCUUUUUUUUGUUUGAUUAUUUCACUUAUCUUUAAAGACAAAAUAUUUGCACAAAAAACAUUUUGUUUAAAGAUCUGCAAUAUAAAUAUAUAAAUAUAUAUUAAAAAUAAGAGAAAGUGUAUGUGUAAGGAGCAGGAGUAUUUUUGUAUUAGAAGAGGCCUAUUCAAAAAAAAAAAAGUUGUUUUCUGAACUAGAAGAAAAAUGGCAAUUUUUUGAGUGCCAACUCAAAAAGCGUGUAUUACAUUGUAAAAAAACAAAAAAACAAAAAAAAUCAAAAGCAGGGGUUUAGAGUUAUUUAUAUAAAUGUUGAAAUUUUGCACUAUUUUUUAAUAUAAAUAUGUCAGUGCUUGUGUUGGUCAAAGCCUCUAUCAUACCUACCGUGAACCUGUUAAGGGAUAUAUAUAUGUGGAAGUGAAGAACAAAGUAGCUGGAAGGGGGUGGAAAAAGGCUGAAGUGGAGAUGCCAGCCCUGGGAGGAGCGGUGAGCGAGACUGCAUCUUAUGCAAAUCCUUAAUUUCCAGAGUCCCUGCACGUGGCCGCCGACAGUCACGGCUUUAUACAUUCCCUACAAAGCAAGAGGAGUUGGUGUGUGUCUGUAUCUCAUCCCGUAGGAUUAUUGGAGUAAAAAGGUAAAAUAAAAACUCCCUGCUUCUGAGAGUCAGUAAUGACUGAAGCAGACAAAAAUUACUUGAUUUUUUUUUUUUUUUUUUGGACAACCUCUAACUUUUUGGAGGGGGGUGGUGGGGGUGAGAAUAAACUUCUGUGUCUGAAGGAACAAAGUGUUUUUUGGUUUAUUUCUUUCAAUGUUCAACUGAAGGGCCCUAUUUGGAGCUAAAGCGGUGAUUGUGGAAGUUACUGUGAGUAAAUGGUAACGUGCCCACCGGCUGCCUUUCAGCUGGGGUUUAAAUAGCUCAUUGGAAGUACGAGCGGAAAAGCGUGGUGGUGGUGAAAGGCAUUUUCAUUUUGUAUUAACCUCCCAAACCUCUGUUUGGGAUGAACGGGCGCAGCCGUGUCUCGCAGCUCCGCCAUCCCCUGGGCUGCCUCCGGUCAUCGUUAUUUUUUACUUUAUUAUCUUAGCUAAAGAGGCGUCAGAUACAGUAGAUGGAAACGAAUCUGCUCCUGUGAUGUAUUAAUUAAAGGCUAAAGAAAUACGCUUAAGGCUUUAGAAGCAAACCCCCUUUACCUCUUCCGAAGAUGCCCUCACCCGCAGCAGCACGGUCCCACCGCAUCCCACCCACGGUCCCGCGCCCGGCGUCGUGCGUCUUUAAUUUAUCUUGGUUUUUUGGAAGCAUUUUGUCUUACUAUGCUAUUGUUUACAUUUUUAUAUUGCGUAGGUGUCUGGUAGGUGUUUUACCCUCGUGGUGAAUUUGUACGUGAUGGAGUGAGCGAGUGAGAAACCCGAGAGCGCGUGCGAGAGAGAAAAGAAAAGGGAUGAAGCUGUUCCCGGUCCCAUCUCCCCGGGCGGGAGAGCAUCUCUCCGAGCGCGAGGAAGGGUCGGUAGGGGAACCACGGAGAGCGAAGCUUUUACAAGGAGGUGUGAUUUCAUUUUCCGCAGGAUGCUAUCUAGUAGAGUGACAUAAAUGAAAGAUAUAAAGGCAAUAACUAUUGUUUUUAAGCAACUUUUCUAUUACUUGAAGAAAAAAAAAAAACAAAAAAAACCCCCACAAAAAACCCUGAGAACGGUUUUGAAGUUCUGACCAUUUGAACCAUAUUUAUAUAUAUUUUAAAGAAAAUGGUGAAUAGCUGAACUUGAAGUUUGAUCAUUAUUUUUUGCUUUAUUUUUGCCUAGAAAUAGUCCUGUACCUUCUCAAUAUUUCAAACUGCUUUUCCACAGCUCUUGAAAUCGUCAUAGCUUUACAGUCGUGUAACCUAAAUUUUGAUGACCUAAAAAAAAAAAAAAAGCCACAAAAAAAAAAAAGUCAUGCAAAGGAAUAAAUCUAGUUUGUCGUGAAAGGUACAAAAGUGAUGAAUUUAUACGAGUUUUUAAAAUGUAUCUUUCCUUUAUGUAACAUGUCUAUUUAGUGCCUUAUUAAAGAAAGAGUAACCCUCCCUUUUUAAAGAGGGGGGGAAAACAAAAUCAUCGUUAGCGUCACAAGUUAACCAGCGUCUGGUCUCUUGCUCCUUUGGACCUUGCGUUCAAUUUUCCAGUCCCUUCUCUCCCAGCAGCUCCCCGGAGCAGCUCCCCGCGCCCGCUGCUCUGCUCCGACUCGUUGUAAGGGAACUUGACCACGUUUAUGCACAUUAUCCUACCCGGGGAGGUAGGAAACUGUGGUGGAUAUUGUAAAUGAGAUACCAACCAAAAGAGAAACUGAAAUAUAAUAUCUACUGCCCUCUUGAGCCAAAAUGCGUGAAUAGUG
Molecule: messenger RNA, 4091 nt
Organism: Grus americana (Whooping crane)
Lineage: Eukaryota; Metazoa; Chordata; Aves; Gruiformes; Gruidae
Gene: PMEPA1
Product: prostate transmembrane protein, androgen induced 1
Exons: 5
Coding region: 511-1407 (298 amino acids)
Biological process (GO): negative regulation of transforming growth factor beta receptor signaling pathway
Cellular component (GO): Golgi membrane; early endosome membrane
Molecular function (GO): R-SMAD binding
Source: RefSeq, a predicted model, not a curated record